CCAAACAGCCUCUAAGUCACCCAAACACGCUCUUAGUCCAUUAGGCCGCAGAAGCUUUUUCCUCCGGUGAAUGGAAUCAUUUGUUGGGUGCUCACUUUCAUAUUCAGAUCGCUUCAUCCUCCUGAUUCUCCGGCCAAUCCUCGCCGUCUCUUUUGUAAUUUCGUUGCUUGUUUUCGGUUGGUUUUUGGCCUGGAAACUGCUACUGGUUCACGUCCCUUUGGUCCAGGAGAUUUUUGGUCUUAAGAAGAAACCUUCGCUUCCCAAACCCUCAACCCGCCACCGAUUCACUCGUUUCUACAAUACACUUACACCCAAUCACAACGAUAACUCCAACUUAUCUGGUUGAUUCUGAGGAAGCUCGUGUUGAAGGACUUAAUUUCUAUCUGGAAGCCUUUUUAAAAAAAAAAAGCAAAA
This is a messenger RNA of Lactuca sativa (garden lettuce), 414 nucleotides long. RefSeq lists its product as uncharacterized. NCBI's taxonomy places the organism in Eukaryota, Viridiplantae, Streptophyta, Magnoliopsida, Asterales, Asteraceae. The record is from RefSeq and is a predicted model, not a curated record.